This is a messenger RNA of Striga hermonthica, 1395 nucleotides long. Lineage: Eukaryota; Viridiplantae; Streptophyta; Magnoliopsida; Lamiales; Orobanchaceae. The record is from the annotation of a GenBank genome assembly.
AUGAGAUCACAAGGAAUCACCGGCCCUCGUUACAGAUUCCUUUUCGGAAACACACGGGAAAUCGCGAACAUGACACGAGAGACUACCGGAAAAUCAAUGGACAUCGUUUCGCACGAUAUUUACCCGAGAAUCUUGCCACAUGUGCACUAUUGGGCAAACUUACAUGGUGCGAAAUUCUUGAAUUGGUACGGCCCUCAAGCGCAAUUAGUAGUCACCGAGCUCGAGCUUGUUAAGGAAAUACUAAACGAUAAAGAUGGAAACUUUCCAAAAAUAGAUCUUGAAGGUCAUGCCAAACGGCUACUUGGAGAUGGGCUCUCGUCAUCGAAAGGCAAAAAAUGGGCGAAAAUGAGAAAACUCGCAAAUAAUGCUUUUCAUGGAGAAAGUCUCAAAAAUAUGAUACCGACAAUGAUCUCAAGUGUGGAUACAAUGUUGGAAAAAUGGAAGGACUAUGAAGGCAAAGAAAUUGAAGUGUUUGAGGAGUUCAGGAUAUUGACGUCCGAUAUCAUUUCUAAGACCGCGUUUGGCAGUAGCUAUUCGGAAGGCGAGAUUAUCUUCGACAAGUUGAUGAAGUUAACGUUGAUUUUAUCUCGAAACACACACAAAAUUAAGCUCCCUUUGUUAAGUCGAUUAUUUCCGAGCAACGAUGAUCUCGAAUCCGAGAAGCUCGAGAAAGGCAUCCGGGACUGCAUUGUUCAGAUUAUUACGAAACGGGAAAUGGACGAAAACAUCAAAAGCGAUUUUUUUGGGAAGCUUCUAGAAGAAAACUUGAAGAUGUCCGUACAAGACAUAGUCGAUGAAUGCAAGACAUUCUAUUUUGCUGGGCACGAAACAACGAUGUCUUUGCUUUCGUGGACAAUAAUGCUCCUAUGUCAGAAUCAAGAAUGGCAAGAGAAAGCGAGACAAGAGAUUAUCGAGGUUUUUGGACAAAUGGUUCCUAAUGCAAAGAGCAUGACAAGACUCAAAAUAACGAACAUGAUUAUAGACGAAUCACUAAGACUCUAUCCACCGGUGCCGGCCAUUAAAAGAAAGGUCGACAAACAAACGAAACUUGGAAAUUUACAAUUGCCACGACAAAUGGAGUUGUACAUUUCACCAUUGGCCCUUCAUCAUGACCACAAAAUAUGGGGAGAAGAUGCUCAUCUUUUCAGACCAGAGAGAUUUGCAAAAGGGAUUGUUAUGGCAACUAACAAUAAUCCGGUGGCUUUUAUGCCAUUUGGGUUCGGGCCAAGAAUUUGCGUUGGAUUAGAUUUUGCGAAAAUUGAGGCCAAAAUAGUCAUUUCCAUGAUUUUGCAGCGUUAUAGAAUAGCACUUUCAACAACGUAUGUUCAUUCGCCCGUUAAGGUUUUUAUGGUUCGUCCACAAUUUGGAGUUCAAGUGAUUGUUGAGAGAAUUUGA